AUGGCGCAAGAUUCGGAGCAGCGUUGGCUGCGGAAGGUCUCCGCGGACGGCACCUCUGCGGACAAAGUGGCAUCCCUCACCAUGCUGAUCCAGCUUUGCCCAAUCUUCUCGACAGCUUUCAUCAAGGCGCUGCUGACUAUGGCGGGGAAAUCCGCACGCAGCGACUCCACUAUGGCAAUGGAUGCGCUCAAGGAGCUGUUCCUUGACAACUUGCUGCCCGGUCGCAAGCUGAAGCGCCUGGAGCAGAUGGAGCCUGUGUCUGCCAAGGGCCUGAAGAAGUCCACCUUCACGGAGAUCUGCGUGGUGAGCUUCUUCGAGGACUACUUGAAGACUGCUUACGCCGCCUUUGUUCAGAUCGUGGCGGCAGCCAGCCACAACACCGUGGCCUACAUCAAGAGCCGGGCGGUGCGUACGGCCUACGACUUGCUGAAAGCAAAGCCGGAGCAGGAGAAGGCGCUGCUGGCGCUGCUGAUCAACAAGUUGGGGGACUCUUCGCCCAAGGUGACCUCCAACGUGUCCUACUGCGUGCGAGAGUUGCUCAAGAAACAUCCCGGCAUGAAGAGUCCGGUUCUCAAGGAGGUGGAGGCACUCAUCGCCCGGCCCAACAUCACCCAGAAGUCCAAGUACGCGGCCCUUCUCAUGCUCUCAGAGUUCGUCUUCGGCCCGUCGGACGGCGCCUGCGCGGCCUCGGUGGUGCGGCUCUUCGUGCAGCAGCUGGAGCUGGCGCUCCGCAAGCCGCGGCUCUCCAAGAAGGAGUUCCAGCGCAAGAAGAGGGGCUUGGCGGUGGUCAAGAAGAAGCGGGGGCCGCUGCGCGAGGAGGACAACCGCCUGGUGCGGACCUUGAUCAACGGCAUCCGACGCGCGAUGCCCUACAUGAACUCCUUGGGCGGCUCGCCGCUAUCCUCUGAAACGGUGGAUGCGCUCUUUAAGGUGUGCCAUACUGUGGCGGCCUUUUCCACCCGGGUGAGCAUCCUUGCCCUGCUGCAAAGGGGCCUCUCCUCUGGAGAUCCCCCCGACCGCUUCUACAGGCUGCUCUACGAGCAGCUGGGCUUUUACGAGCUCUUCGCCUCCGCCAACGCGCGCCAGGCGCUGCUGCUGCUGCAGAAGUGCAUCCCCAGCGAUGCCUCCUGCACGCGGGCCACUGCCAUGGCCCGAAGGAUCCUGCAGCUGGGCCUGGGCAGCGAGCCCAAGGUGGGGGUGGCCACGCUGCAGGUGAUGCGCGACCUCUUCGUGGCGCGCAGGACAGAGAUCAAGCCGAUGCUGCACAGCGUGGCAAGCCAGCUCACUAUCCCUGAGGAGGAGGGCGAGGUGGAAGAGGAGCACUUCGUGGACGACGAAAAGGCCACGGCCAAGGUGCAAGCCAAGGCGCGGUUGAUCCGGGGCGUUCCUGGCCGGGCUGGGCUCCCGGAGCAAUUGGCCAUUGAGGAGAGACCCUUCAGGUGCUCAGUGUUCUGA
Molecule: messenger RNA, 1455 nt
Organism: Effrenium voratum
Lineage: Eukaryota; Dinophyceae; Suessiales; Symbiodiniaceae
Source: the annotation of a GenBank genome assembly